Messenger RNA from Staurois parvus, 334 nucleotides. The record is from the annotation of a GenBank genome assembly. Lineage: Eukaryota; Metazoa; Chordata; Amphibia; Anura; Ranidae.
AGUGUUUUUGUUGCAGGGUGUUUGAAGUACGGCCCAGUUGUCCGUCUCAAUGGCUUACACAAGGUUUUCAUACUUGUUACUGAUCCUGAAGGAAUAAAGGUAAGUACGGACCAGGGGCGGACUGACCAUUUGAGCACUCGGGCACUGCCCAAGGGCCCGGGAUCAGUAGGGGGGGGCCCCAUGAGAUUCCCCUGGUACCUUUUCAUAGGCUUUUUUUGGGUGUGGUUUUUGAGUGUGGAUGAGGACACGGGCCCCAUGAUCCCCCUAUUGCCCAGGGGCCCCAUGAGUUAUCAGUCCGCCCCUGUCCUGGACUGAAAUUUCUUCUUCUGAUUUC